Brassica rapa (field mustard) is the source of this 2118-nucleotide messenger RNA. RefSeq lists its product as uncharacterized. Gene Ontology annotation, cellular component: cytoplasm. The record is from RefSeq and is a predicted model, not a curated record. Gene Ontology annotation, biological process: biosynthetic process. Gene Ontology annotation, molecular function: isomerase activity. NCBI's taxonomy places the organism in Eukaryota, Viridiplantae, Streptophyta, Magnoliopsida, Brassicales, Brassicaceae.
AAGAUUAUUUUUGUAAACUUUCCUUUUUAUGAAAUCAAAUUAUGUAUGUGUUAUAUUUCGUCUUAAAUUUUAGAAUCUUUUCUUUUAAUAAUUUUUUUUUGUGAAACUUUUCUUUUUUAUGAGUCAAAUUAUAUAUGAUACGUCUUUUCGUUUUUAAAGUUUAUAGUUCAUUAACUAAUGUUUACUUUAUUAUAUAUUAUUUGGAAAGAUAAUAAAGGAAAGGAAAAAUUUAAUUAAAAAUAAAUAAAAAUUUAAUAAUGGCAAUCAUAUAUAAUAUUUUUAAUUUAUUAAAAGUAUCUUUGUAAUCGUAACAAUUAACGUGAGCGCGACACCGAGGAAAUUGACUUCUCAAAUAAUAUUAUAGAGAUAAAAAAAAUAAUAAUACUCUUAAUUCUAUACCCUAGACCCUCCCUACACCUUAAACAAUAACUCAUAAAACAUAUCCUUUAAAUCUAAAUUCUAGUUCAUAAACAUGUAACCUUAUAGAUAUAUGUGUAUUUAUAUUGAAUGUUAAUUUGUCAUUUCUCUUUUAUAUGCUAUUCUUUGGAACAAAUACAAAUUUUAGUAUGUGUUCAAGAUCAUAUUGAUUUUUAUAUGAGAGAUCAAUAAGAAUCAAUGAUGACGGAUGUAUAACGAUUGGUAAACUAUGCAUCUAUAGCCUCACUUGGUUUUCAGUUUUCACUUAAAAGUAAAGAAGAGAGUCAUCAGAAAGAGGCUUGUUUCUUUUUCUUUUUAUGCAUCUAUAGCCUCGAUGUGUAACGACUGGCUAACUUUUUUUUUCUUUUUAGGUGGAGAUCUGUGGCGAUGCAUUUUUGGAACAUAAAUAAUGGGUUGAUGAGGGGAAGAAAAAGAUACUUUACUCCUGAAACGUGGUAUCAACCAGAUUUUAAAUGUUUUGAAGGCUAUAGCCCAAACCUUGCCUGUUUUUUUAUAACAGAACUAAGCAUAUUUGGAUGCUCCUCUUUUCUUGAAAAUAUAGGCUACGUGAUUCACGUUAUUUCAAAAAGUUGUGUGAGUUGCUGAAUAUAAGUAAACGUUGAGAGAGAUUCAGAAUUCAUAGCAAGAAGAGCAAGAUCAUGAAGAGGCCUGUGAAAUACUUUGUGGUUGAUGCAUUCACUGAGUCAGCCUUCAAAGGGAACCAAGCAGCAGUUUGCUUUCUUGAAGAAGACCAUGAGAGAGACGACUCUUGGCUUCAGUCUCUUGCUGCUGAGUUUGAACUUCCGUUGACAUGUUUUCUUAUUCCCAUCACCGGCUCUGAUUCUCUACAUCCACGAUGCUUUCAUCUCCGGUGGUUCACCUCCACAGCCGAGAUGGAUAUAUGUGGUCAUGGAACAUUAGCAUCAGCUCAUACUCUCUUCUCAAACGGUUUGGUUGGCUCGUCUGAGACUGUCGAGUUUUCCACUAACUCUGGGAUUCUAACUGCUAAAAGGGUCGAUGAUUGUGAAGCCAAAGGAUCUUUCUUGAUCGAAGUUAACUUCCCUGUGAUAACAACUUGUGAGUACAGCUCCAAUGAUUUCUCCAUGUUCUCUAAAGCCUUGGACGGAGCUACCAUUGUUGAUGUCAAGGGAACUACAAAGGAUAAACUCGUAUUUCAACCGUUGAAGGGAGCUACUAAAUCAACUUCAACAGAUCAAAUCAUGGUUGUGCUUUCAUCUUGGGAGUCAGUGGCUGAGUUGCAGCCAAGAACUGAUGAAAUCAUGAAAUGCCCCGGCAAAGUGAUGAUUGUUACAGCAGCUGCUCCUGAGGGAUCUACUUAUGAUUUCUGCAGUCGACUCUUUGCUCCCAAGCUAGGGCUCAAUGAGGACUCUGCAUGUGGAAGUGCACAUUGUUCAUUAGCACAUUACUGGAGUCUCAAGAUGAACAAAUGUGAUUUCAUCGCCUACACGGCUUCGCGUAGUGGGGAACUGAAGGUUCAUUACGAUAAAGAGAAGCAGAGGGUCUUGCUCACUGGCAAAGCUGUGACUGUGAUGAACGGCUAUGUCUUAGUUUAACCUUUGACUAUAUCCAGAUUCUUGGAAAAGGUCAAAACCAAUAAUCUCGAACCUUUUGAGUCUUAUCAGAUUGUGUAAUAAAGUAAUGAACUCAAUAAUAAACGAAAGUGAGUGUUUCCGUGUUUGA